AUGCCAUAUCAACCGUCUAUCGAUUCGUUACAAAAUCCGACAGCGCAAGCCAGAUUAGAUGAUAGAUCUGACGCCGAUUUUGAUGAAUCCACAGGCCGCGCCUUAGUUACCUACGUUUACUCAGAAACCCCCAAUUUUCGGAAGAAUGCUCUCUUUUUCGUCAAUCACGGCUUGCACGCCUACGCCGAUUUUAUUUUUAUUUUGAAUGGCCCAACCGACCUGAUUAGCUAUAUUCCGGGACAACCAAAUAUUCAAGUUAUUCGGCGGAAUAAUAUAUCAUCUGAUCUGGAAUCUCACGCUGAGAUAUUACGAGCUAACCAAGGUGCCUUAAUAAAGAAAUAUAAGAAAUUUAUCAUGUUGGACGCUUCGAUACGGGGGCCAUUUUUGCCAGCUUGGAGUAACGAGUGCUGGAGUGAUGCAUAUUUGGAUCGGCUUACAGUUGAAACCAAACUCGUUGGAUUGUCUAUGGAUUCAAAAUGCAACGCAGAUGGAAAAAAGCACACAAUCAUACAGCCUAUGCUGCUUGCGACCGAUCGUAUUGGCUUAUCUGUGCUUCUUAAACCAAUCAGAAAAUCUUUUACAACCCUUAAGGAUGUUGUACACAUAGAAGAAUCCACCGCUCAAACCAUACUCGACGCAGGGUAUGGUAUUAGUGUUAUGAAGGCCUCUCUUGCUUCCAAUCGUGGCUAUCGGCUUGGCAAAUGCGCACAAGAUGAGGUCCCCAGUUUUAAUACAAGCAUUCAUCCGUAUGAAACUAUAUUUCAGGAGGCAAAUCAAGAUAACACAUCUCAGCAACUGAAACUAUUGACGGAGCAGCAUGGCCAAGCCAGGUAUUCAAGCUGGGAUACCUGUUGGAUGAAGAAAAUACGGAGUAACGGCUAA
Messenger RNA from Orbilia oligospora ATCC 24927, 882 nucleotides. RefSeq lists its product as uncharacterized. Lineage: Eukaryota; Fungi; Ascomycota; Orbiliomycetes; Orbiliales; Orbiliaceae. The record is from RefSeq and is a predicted model, not a curated record. The transcript has 2 exons. The coding region runs from base 1 to 882 and encodes 293 amino acids.